Messenger RNA from Acomys russatus (golden spiny mouse), 2023 nucleotides. RefSeq names its product NKD inhibitor of WNT signaling pathway 2 (gene Nkd2). Gene Ontology annotation, molecular function: calcium ion binding. NCBI's taxonomy places the organism in Eukaryota, Metazoa, Chordata, Mammalia, Rodentia, Muridae. The record is from RefSeq and is a predicted model, not a curated record. Gene Ontology annotation, cellular component: cytoplasm. Gene Ontology annotation, biological process: negative regulation of Wnt signaling pathway.
CGCUGCCCGCGCCGCUGUCUCCGGCUGCCGGGCCAAGCCUCGCCCGACUGCCCCACCCCGGAUCCAGGCUCCACGAGUCGCUCUUGGCGCGCGCUUCACGCGCCCCGGGCUCGAACCUCGGACGUACACCUGAGAGCUCGGCGGGAGGGUGGGUCCAGGCCGGGCGACGACAUGGGGAAAUUUCAGUCCAAGCACGCCGCAGCAGCCUGCAAGAGGAGAGAGAGCCCCGAAGGGGACAGCUUCGUGGUGUCUGCGUACCCGAGCGGCCGCAAAGGAACGGAAGAGACCGAACGGCGCGCGGGCGGCGGCGUGGAACAUCGCGCACGGGACAAGCAGGACCUGCCCAAUGGAGACCUCAAGGAUGGGCCUUUCUGGGAGGACAAGGGCUCCCUAGAAGUUGUGCUGCCCCCUGAGAAGUCUGAGGGCCACGAGGGCCAAGGACAGCCCUUCAGUGUGGAUGAUGGGGAGAAGGCAGCAAGCCGAGAGGGCCCACUGAGACUCAGCAAGAAGCACUUGAACAUUGACGCCCUCCAGUGUGAUGUCUCAGUGGAAGAAGACAACCGCCAGGAGUGGACAUUCACACUGUAUGACUUUGACAACAGUGGGAAAGUCACCAGAGAGGACAUGUCCAGCCUGAUGCACACCAUCUAUGAGGUCGUCGAUGCCUCUGUCAACCAUUCCUCGAGCAGCAGCAAGACCCUCCGAGUGAAGCUAACUGUCAGCCCUGAACCGUCCAGCAAGAGGAAGGAAUGUCCUCCCACUGGCCAAGAACGGGAGCCCACUCGUGGCCGAACAGAGAGUGAGCUCACAGAGGACUUCCGAGUGGCCGACAGAAGGCUGUCUGCCUAUAGCAGGAAGCCCAGCGUUGAUCCCCAGCCCUGCUCUGUAAGAGUGCCCUACUGUGUGGAUGAGAACACAGAGCGCAGAAACCAUUACCUAGACCUCGCUGGCAUCGAGAACUACACGUCUAAGUUUGGUCCUGGGUCACCACCUGAGCAGGCCAGGCAAGAACAUCACAGCAGAGCCGCACACUUCCCAAGCCGGUCCCGAUCGCAGGAGUCGGAUGCUCACGCUAUACACCACCGCAGGUCCCAGGUCCUGGCUGAGCAUGUUGUACCAACCAAUGAGCCUGCUGCCCGGGCCCUGGCUGCGCAGUCUCGGCUCAAGGGACAGGAGAAGCAGUUCCUCAGGUCUCCCAAAGGGUCAGGAAAACCUCUUGGGGCACCAGGCAGCAGUAAGCCAGGGAAAGCACUCAGUUAUGGCCUGCAGGCUAUGCCACUGCCCCAGAGUGCUCAGGAUGGCCACCACCUUCCACAGCCCCCACCGCAGCCCCCACCACAGCCCUAUGGUCACAAGCGGUACCGGCAGAAGGGCAGAGAAGGUCAUUCGCCACUCAAGGGGCAUGGCCAACCUACUGUGGUGGAGCAUGAAGUGGUACGGGACCUGCCUCCCAUGCUGGGGCCUGAGGGCUACGUGGUACCUGUGAUCCAGAGGCACGAACACCACCAUCACCAUGAGCACCACCACCAUCACCAUCACCACCACUUUUCACCCAUCCUAGCACUCAAACAAGCACUCUGCCCACAUGCCCUCGGGGACACAGCAGGUGCUGGCAUGUGCCUAGAACUGUACCGCAUCCCCUGGCAGAACACCAGCUGCAGAUGUCAAGAGGGCACCAGGCUGGACAUUCAUGGACAAUACCUUCUUCUCCAUGCCAUUUGGAUACCAUUUGAUGCAGCUGAUGAUUUUCAGUAACAUGUGUUCCUGUAUGAUGCAGAAAAGUCCACACACACCUGCUCUUACUUUGGCUGCAUCAUGGCCUGCAGUGUCUGAGGAACUGUGUCUAGACGUUGUGCCCUUAUGGUUCUUCGACCUUUGGGUGCCUUGGGUUGUUCCUGGCACAAGGCCAGGAGUGAAUGGAAAAGGCGAAGCUUUCUGUGAGGUUUAUUCAUUGUAAAGCCAGCGGGCUGGGCUUUAGGAAGUGGUUGUUUGCCAGUGUACCAUGUCCUUAGUGUCCCACAUG